CAUUUCCAGUGACAUUUGGUUCGUAGACUGCGAAAUCGACGCAACUGACGCUAGACGCCCAAAGUGUUAUAUAGUUUCUGAAAAUACUAUUUAUUACAUUGUGAGUUUGUAUAAAGUUGUGUUUAUUUUUCUGAAGCUAAGUUUUUAUUUAAACUAGAGCAAGAUGAUGUCUCCAUCGAGCGCACAAGAAGACGCCAAAUUAGACGCCAUGCAACGCUCUUGGCAAUCAAAAAGAAGCCGAUCUUCGAGUCUUUUCGAAGACUUGACUUCCGAAUCUCAACUGUUAGCAAUGCCCCAGGCAUCGUGCAGCCCCAGCACCAAAUCGCUUUUCUCAACCAUCCAAUCCAAAGGAAAGGAGGAAGAUGCCGAGGUUUAUUCCUUACAGGAGCAAGUUGUUCCUGAAAUAUUGGAACAAGUCGAACAACAACCGUCAUGUACUGUCUUGGAUGCGUCCACAGUCGGGGACUUCCCCGCUGUAUAUACCGUGUGUUCCCUAGAACGGCAUCAAAUGCCUGCAGUUGGGGUCUUCGUUGACAAACGCAUCGUCCCUGGUUUCAAAUACCGCGUGCGGCCUUUGCCCCAAAUCGGUCAAGACCCCACAAUGAACAAGUGUCUCUUCAAUGACUCUGCCCUAACAUUGAAAAGCAUCGGUCGUGGUUAUGCUCGAAGAUUCACCUUUGAAGCCACUGACAGUCUCAACAACAACGAAAACUACUUCUGGAGCGACAACCGUCCCGAAGGUUACGCUUUCGAAUUGGAGGUCAUCUCCGAAGGCGACAAAUUCACCAUUUUCGACAUGAACAAAGAAGCUCAGGGCAUCGUGGAAGUGCUACAGUUAGAAGGACCUCAAUUUGAAAUUAGUAAUGUUUACAGCAGGCAAAAUAUCGAAAAAAGGGCCAAUGUUAGGUUCACGGGUAAGGUAGAGUUUUACGAGACCGGUGUGGCCAAACCGAUGCCCCUGAGCGGACUUGCGGUGGCUGUCAAGUACAAGCACAAGGGGGCUGCCGAGAUUGUUAAAGUCCAAAAUGUCGUUAUAAACAAACAAAGGUACACAUUAUUCCCAGGCAUUCAAAAGAUACACAGGAGGGUCACGGUGAGGGGUCGCGACAUUAACGAUGUGCCCACGCAGUACUCCAUGCAUGGAUUGGAGCCCUACGAACUCCCCGUUGUCGGUACUUAUGUCGAUCCUCGAGUCAUCCCGGGAUUCUACUACAAAGUCAGACCAAGCGACAGGAAAGAACACUUGUUUGGUGGGCGCGCUUUGAAACUCUUAAGUAUUGGAAUGGGAUAUGCCAAACGGUUGACUUUCGAGCCCGAUUCAUUGCUCACCCCUGAUAACUAUCUAUGGUCUGAUAACCAUCCAGAUGGUCUGGGUCUGGAAAUCAGGGCUGUUCACAAAGACAUGAAAUUUAUAAUCAAAGCUAGGGACCAAAUUCUCGGAGAAGCUUCGGUUUUUAGAGCUGACAAGCCACAAAUUGAGGAAAAAAUGGAGAAAAUUAAGACGCAAUCUGGCAAAUAUGCUAUAGAGAAAUAUGUUCAUAUUGACGUCAUGUGCCACAUUGCCAUUGCCAUCCCCGGUGGUGGUUGUGUUGAAAACACUGAGACCUUGAUGCGCGUUUACGGAUUGGCUGUAGUGCGAAAAGAGCCCAAUAGGAAUGAAGCUCACGUGAUUAGGGUGGAGAAUGUCGGUUUGGAUUCGCAACUAAACGUUUUGUUUGCACAAACUCACACCGAACUGACAUUCUACCCUAAAAAAUAAAUCUCUUUUACUGACUUAACGCUGCACUCCAUGUAGUUUCAAUGUGAUUUCUUAGGAUAGUGUUAAGUUAUUUUUUAUUUGACUACUUAAUGUACAAUUAUCAAUAAAUGAUUUUGCAAUAAAUAUUGAUUCACUUUU
Molecule: messenger RNA, 1897 nt
Organism: Tribolium madens (black flour beetle)
Lineage: Eukaryota; Metazoa; Arthropoda; Insecta; Coleoptera; Tenebrionidae
Exons: 7
Coding region: 164-1759 (531 amino acids)
Source: RefSeq, a predicted model, not a curated record